Kazachstania africana CBS 2517 is the source of this 459-nucleotide messenger RNA. It is a transcript of the gene AIM19, whose product is annotated as Aim19p. The coding region runs from base 1 to 459 and encodes 152 amino acids. The record is from RefSeq and is a predicted model, not a curated record. Gene Ontology annotation, cellular component: mitochondrion. Lineage: Eukaryota; Fungi; Ascomycota; Saccharomycetes; Saccharomycetales; Saccharomycetaceae. The transcript has a single exon.
AUGGACGGCGAAGACUCUACUAGACAGAUAACUAAGUCCUAUGCUGCCCAGCUGUAUGACUACUCAAGGACUCCAUACCUUUCGUUGAUCAAUAGUGCCGCCAUACUGGUUUCACCCAUCAUUUCACCACCAGUCGAUAUCGCAAUCACCAGUAAUGGGAAGUCAAGGCUACUGUUCAAGAAUCUAUCGUCACAGACCCGCAGAAUCGGUCUAACGGGGAAGAAUGCAUUGCUGUUUGGGACGGCUCAAGCGUUGGGUUCCUGGAUGAUCUACGAUGAUGAUGUCGAAAGUGGCAGUGGAUUCAUCAUGGCAUGGUCUACGCUGUAUAUGAUCGUCAACGGGAAGGGCUCGUUGAGAGCCAUAACAAGAUAUGGCAGGACUUGGCCAUUCGUAUUGAGUUGCAUGGCCACGGGUAAUGCUCUACUCUACGGGAGACGGUUCAUUUCUGGCCAAUUUUAA